AUAACAAACUUCACGCAAGUAAACACAGGUACAGGACCCCAGUCAUGCGGGAGGGGGGGCGGGUGAGCCUGCCUGCCAUGAGACGCGGCCUCUCUCCUGAGGGAUGCAGAAUUCGGGAGCGCCACAGCCAAGGCUCCCUGACCAUCGGGGUGCAAGGGGUGACUGUGCAUCCAACUGAGAGAGCAAGUCGCAGCCAGAGUUCCUUCCUGCAGGAAAACGUGAGGCGGCUGCGGGAGAUCCAAGCCAAGUGCCGGGACAGGGAGCAGCCCAGCCGCCGCCACCAGCCGCUGCGAGCCACCACUCGCGUGAGUUCUGCCUCCACUACCGCCUCCACCCUAAGCAAGACAGAUGGUCCUGCUGAUGCCUCCCUGGUGAAGACUGGUGAGGGUGGGGCGGGGCGUGGUGACAGUGCCCACUCGGACUACUACUCUCUCUCAGAGGAUCCACCCGACCCACCGCCCCCAACACACCCCCGCUAUCCACCACAGGGAUGGGGCACCAACACAUCCUCACGUCCGCAGAGUCCCGUGUUGCUCAGGCCUCUAUCCACCAGUCCACUGCCGCCCCCUGAGUCAGACCAACAUCCCCUCCUCCCCGAUGCCGGUCUUACCAGGGAAAUGAGGAGGCUGCGAAUGGAGAAUCUGGUGUCCCGCAUCAGCAGUCAGCGGCCGGCGUGCGAGAUGGACUACCACCAGCACUACCGGACCAUUGAGAACCAGCACCGUCAGCUGUUGGAUGCAGUCGAGAGAAUCAACAGCUCAUCAGGUGAUGCAGGCAGUGGUGAGGACUCCACCCGGUCGAGGGGAGGUCAGGCGAGGGCUGCAACCCCUCCAAGAAUGGUUCGUGCGUACAGCUUUGAUCGCAGCACCCAGGCUAGGCGGCGGGAAGGCAGCGCUGAGAGGAAAUCCAAGGCAGGUGCCCCAGGUGAACUAAAAGCCUUGAAAAAGUUCCACCACCGAUCCUCCUCCCCAUCCCCGUCUUCCUCCUUCUCCUCCCCACAACCCGUAAGAUCUUCCAGAAUGAUCUCCAAGAGUGGCCGCUCGCUUCAGGACACUGGUGAGGGGAAAGGCGUUUCUGGAAGACAAGUGGUUGGGGUCAAGGGUAAUGUCAUGACGGAAUCAAUAAGUAAAGAUGAGUUGAGAGGAAAACGCACCUUGAUGAGGGCCAAGAGCGAGCUGGGGCGAGCCUCCCCUGACAUACAGCCUUCUGGCACCCGUCCACCUUCCCGUCACGGCAGCCUAUGGAGCAACGCCAAGCAAGACGCGGGGGAUGCGGCCUCCUUUUCGGAGGACACGAAUCUCAACUCCACUUUGUCCUCUAGUUGUGACUUUUACCCUGGGGGCCACGUAGAUAACGAGUCUCCCCGCCGCGCCACCCGAGAGGACCUCAAAUUGGCGAUUCGUCCAGACAGUCAAAGCACCACAGCAGGAGGAAACCAUGGCGCAAAGGAUCCCAACCAGAAUGACUGGGACUCGUACAAUGACCUAGACUUUCCCCAAAACAGUGGCGCGGACGCGGAGAAUGCGGCAGUUCACCCAGACGCUGUGGAAGCCAUCCAGCACAGCGAGCCGCCUGGUGGCCAGACCGAUGGUACUAUGGGCGAGAAAAUUACCGGCACAGAAGACAGAAAAAUUGACGAUCCUGGUGGCUUGGAUGAGACGGAUGACGCGCACCGUGCACAGGCAGUGGCGACAUCCACACCUGUCCAAAACAUAGGCGAGGAUGACGGCGCCACCGCCGCUGUCACCACCACAACUCACUCUCCACGACGCUUGAAGAGAGAACAGCAGCAGCCCAGGAGAACCCGUGGUGACCCCCUGCGGAGAUCUCAGUCCCUGAAGAACGUAGCUCACACUCCAGGAGAGCCUCCGCCUUCCUACCAGAUAGGCAAAAUACCAAGAUACUUGCAAAUCCGGAAAGAGGAGAAGCGUCGUCAGGAGGAGCUGGCCCUCGCCGUGGACCCGGACUGUCCCCCGGGCCACCAGCCGCUGCCCGACCACGAGCGUCUCAACACCCUUCACCUGCUGCAUAAGAGCCAAACCCAGGUUCUACGGGAGCUGUCAAGUCUGCCCGUGGCCCAAGACACCCUGAGAAUAAAAAAAGUGCGUCUUACCCUGGAGGAGAAGCUUACUCAGAUUGAAGAGGGCUUGCGGAUCUUCUCUCAGCCACGUGUUUACAUUAUGAACGACGAAUGAGAGAGAGAGAGAGAGAGAGAGAGAGAGAGAGAGAGAGAGAGAGAGAGAGAGUGUUUUCUUGGUAUUUUUUUUUUUUUUUUGCCUUACUGAAGAGUAUUAUUGUCAGUCAUUAUUAUUAUCAUUAUUAUUAUUAUUAUUAUUAUUAUUACCACUACUACUACUACUACUACUACUACAACAAUAACAAGUAAUCUACUACUACUACUACUACUACUACUACUACUACUGUUAAUCAGUUAUCAUUAUUAUCAACGUAGGUUUAGAUUGUGUGUGUGUGUGUGUGUGUGUGUGGUGAAAUACUGGGACCGAAGCUCAAUGUUAAAUGUUGUUCAGUUGUAAUAAUAAUAAUAAUAAUAAAAUAAUAAUAAUAAUAAUAAUAAUAAAGAUUAAAUAACACGGUUUUUUUGUCCUUCCUCCCUACACCACAUUGAACUAAUACAGUAACUUACUAUUUUAUGGUUAAUUAGUCAUAGGCAGCGCGAGUAAAAAAAAAAUAAAAAAAAAGUGAGCGACGCCACUCCAUCACAUCCUGUACAUCAUCUCAUCGGCAUCCCACGUCUUGCCAGUAGCACCACUAAUGGUGCAGUCAAGGGUGAGAGUGGACGGCUCUUCUAUACAGAGGCGGCCAGGCAUGCGAUUACCUACCGUAACCCCCUCUGAAGAAUAUCCCUCCAAUUUGAACACCAUUCUUAACAGUACAAAAGAAUCUAGUGGGGUGGACAAGACAGAAAUGGAUGAACAAAAUCUUCCAUAUAUUAUUAUGACAAUGACUGCACUGCUUACAUUGCUAAUCCACUUCAUUCUGCUUGGCAUUACAGUUCACUUCAUUCUCACAAAGCUAAGUCCAAAUUUACAAAAGAAAGGACAAAAAGGAAAUAGUGAAAUACUGAAAAAGUUUAAAAAAAUAUUAGAUUUUCCCAUUAAAUGCUGUUCAUCUUCCUCCCAAGUCAUUCUUAUUGCAAGUAAGCAUUGUUCUCAACAAGUCCAGCCAUCUAUCCAAGUAGAAGAAGAAGACCAAACUGAUGCGCAGUUCAACCCCACUUCAGAGUCACAGAGAAGUAGCGCACAAAAUAAGGAGGGUUCUCCAAUACCUCCUGUUCCAACCAUUGAACUUCCUUCAUUGCCUUCCUUUGUAGAUCAACACUCUAAUUACUCUUUUGGAUAUUCAGAUGAGGACCACGAAUAUGAGUACAUUAAGCUGCCCAUCAAUGUGAACCAACAACAGUACAAGCCAUCAAUAGCACAAGGAAAGCAGAGUAAUUGUUCUGAGAAUAAUGUAUCUCAAAAAUUCUAUGACACUCUUAAGUUCAUGCCACCAGAAGCAAAAAAGAAAGAGAGUAAGUGUUCUGACAGUAAUAUAUCUGAAAACUCGUAUGACACUUUUGUGACCACACCAUCAAAGGCAGAAGGGAAAGAGAGUAAGUGUUCUGACAAUAAUGUAUCUGGAAACUUGUAUGACACUUUUGUGUUCACACCACCAAAGGCAGAAGGGAAAGAUAUUAAGCAUUUUGAUAAUAAUGAAUCUGAAAACUUGUAUGACACUUUUGUGUUCACACCAGCAAAAGCAGAAGGGAAAGAGUAAGCAUCCUGACAAUAAUGUAUCUGGAAACUAGUAUGACACUUUUGUGUUCACACCACCAAAGGCAGAAGGGAAAGAUAUUAAGCAUUCUGAUAAUGAUGAAUCUGAAAACUUGUAUGACAUUUUUGUGCAUUUCACCAAAUGAACUGAGUGAAAUGUUUACAUACCUUUUUACAGAAUGAAUAACAGGCAACUGUAUAAGGUAUGAAUCACAUUGUGCUUUUAAAUGUUGAUAACAGUAUGGAGAAAAGAUUACAUAACGCUGUUGUACAUGGUUUCAGUGUGCCACAGUCCAUGUCAGUGCUUUGUAUGAGAAAGGGGAAGAAACCAUCUUUUUCUUCCAGUACCAUAGCAUAAUCAUAUGACAACUAAGAUUACAUAGUUUUAAAUCAUAAUAACAAGGGGGAGUAAAAGUAAAACAUUAAUUCGUUGUGCUACAUAAGGGCUGAAAACAAAUUACAAUAUACUGUAAAGUAAAUGAAGCAAAAAAAUGGCAGCACCAUACACCUGAUUCAACAUUGAGAACAAAAUACUAAAGUAAAAAAAUAAAUAAAUAAAUAAAAAAAUGAUAAUAAUAAUAAUAAUAAUAAUAAUAAUAAUAAUAAUAAUAAUAAUAAUAAUAAUAAUAAUAAUAAUAAUAAUACUUCCAGUUCAUUAUGACAUCAACACUUGGGUACAGAAGGUGGUGUAGGAUGAGUUACCAUAACAUGUACUGUACAAUUCCUUUAUAAGAACAUGGAGGUAACCUGUAAACUUAUUCACUGGCACACUGUACUGGGUGUUGUAAGUGGUUCAUGAGGGAAGUAAUCAAGUAUUUGCUAAUUAAAUGAAACACAAAACAAAGUCAUAUCAUUCAAUAUAUUGUGGUCUCUGCUUUAUAAGUGAGUAGUGUAUUGACGUAUUGACACACACACACACACACACACACACACACACACACACACACACACACACACACAAUCACAUCAUUAUCACAUCUUGCAGAUCCUCCCAAUAAAUUAUUAAUUAGUAUGUGAGAGAGAGAGAGAGAGAGAGAGAGAGAGAGAGAGAGAGAGAGAGAGAGAGAGAGAGAGAGAGAGAGAGGAGAGAGAGAGAGAGAGAGAGAGAGAGAGAGAGAGAGAGAGAGAGAGAACAUACUACUAUUAAUACUGAAAUGACCAUUACCAAGUCAUCAUUGGCCACUGGGUGACACUAAGCACCCAUCACUUUCUCUUCCCACUCAGCAUCACUAGCAACAUGACACUCAGAUUGAGUGUCAUACACAUACCAACAUAUAUGAUAAACUGCAAUGCCAAUUCAUGAGAGUGCAGCUCAAGGAGAACACAAGAUAAGGUAAACACAGUCAUUCCUAAGUAUUGUGUACUACUAUGCAACAUAUGACUGACAGCAAUAAGGCAUGUGAGGAUCAGGGGUUCAGGGAUAUUUCCUCAGUGAGAUGCAAAUUUAUCCUCAGCACAAAAUAGAAAUAGGCAGCAGGAGAUACAUGCUUCUGGAAUUAUUUUUAACGUGGCCAGCAAGGGCUCCAGUAUGAUUAUGGAUAUUAAAUACAUGUAAUCAAAUGCACAAAGCUUGUGAAAGAAUUGAGGACUUUAUGCUGGAAGGAGUUCUGAGCUAAUAGAAUAGUAGUGAGUGAUUUUCUCAACCAUAUGUUAGUCAAACAGGUACUCUGUGUUGACACAAGCCAGUUCAUUUCAAAUCCUCAAUUUAUACGUAAGUAUUUACCAACAUGUGAAGAGAAGAAAAAUAAUACUCAGGCUCCUUUUCUUUACAUAGUGAAAGUGUGGAAUCUUGAGAUAAGGACAAUGAUGUAUACAUUGGCAAUUUUACCUACACUUCUUAAAAAGGUACUGAAUUGCAUGCAAGCAUAUUUCCAUAAAGAAUUUACUUCCCCAGACUGUAUCUGUAUGUCAUUAUCAUCAACACACACUCUGGGGUCUUAUCAACUGUACAUGUAUACCUAUAUGAUAAAAACCUGUUCACCAGAGAGGCCUUCUAACAGCCUACCUCUCUUAUCCUCUCAUCAUUAUCUAAAUGUAAACAUGUAACCUUCACACCCACAGCCUGGGCACUACCCCUGAACCACACACUCCCCUGGAUGGAGUCAAAUGUUCAGUAAUACACUGCACUCUGUACAUUACACCUCAUGAAGGCUAAUACAUGUGGCACUGCACAGCCUAAUUUACUAGUUCCAUACAUUAGACUUGUGUAAAUACCUACAUCACACCCAUUUCACCAAAAAACAACCUGUAGUCGUACAUGGGUCAGUAUACGUUAUUCAGUAGCAUUUUCCAUAACCACUGUAGACUGAUACUUCUCUUUUUCUUUAACAUGUGUACAAAAGCAUUCUGUUUUCCACUGUUAAAAUGUGCAGAUUUUAUUGCAACUCAAACACAAGUUAUUGCUCCAGAAAUUAUUCCCAUGUCUGCUGCACCACAAAUGUACUUAACUGUUCACACUGUAUGAUUCCAAAUGCCACAGGAGCAAACUAGAUAUUUAAUGAAAUAUUGCAUAUAGUGCAAACAAUCAAAAGUUAAGAACUCUGCAAUGUACAUUCAUUCAAUAACAGAACCUUCUUAUAAUAACAAAUCAGGUACAUGUCUCAAAACAGAAAAAUUAGGACCAUUUCAUAUCAAGAUAAUAUCAUAUAUAUAAUCUCGCCAGUUUCUACCAGCUGGAAGGAAUGACAGUCAAGCUGGCCAAACAUCUUUAAACAGGGAAACAAUGCAAGCAUAAAGGAUGUUACAUUUCUUUUCUUGUAUAUAUGUACAUUUUCAUCCUCAUCCCCCAACUAAACUGUCACAAGAUGCAUCCUCCAUUCAUUAUACACAUAUGCACACAAUGACACCUCAUACAUCUUAUUCCCAAUAGACCUGGCCAUGCUAGCCAGGUUUCACAUUCAUCAUAGUGGUAACAUUACCAAUAAUGUAAACAGCACACUGGUCAUCACAUCUUUUCUCUUGAUCAAAUAAUGUCAACAUGAACAUAACCUACAUAUGCAUUAAUCCUUCAAGCAGAAAUACAUACAUCAUGUUGCUAAUUGUAUAUAUAUAUAUAUAUAUAUAUAUAUAUAUAUAUAUAUAUAUAUAUAUAUAUAUAUAUAUAUAUAUAUAUAUAUAUAUAUAUAUAUAUAUAUACAAUACCAAGUGUUAUGUGAAGUACUCUCUUUAAACACGAAUGAACAAAGAAAACCUGUGAGAUUCCGACAUCCCCACAAGAAAUAACUAGGGAAAGGAAUUUUCAUGGUGAAGCACUCACUGUUAUCCACAAUGUGUAAGGCUGCAUAGAGACUGAAAGAUGGAUAUGAUGAUGCAUUCAAAAGAUUACACUAAAAUGCCAUUGUGCUUGUGUGUGAUGUGGCAUUGCCUUGGAUACAUGUGCUGUGAUCUUUAUUAGAUAUGAAAUGUACUACAAUCUAUUUGAUAGUUUGGCAUCCUGAUAUCAUACUCAAUUUACUGUGCCCUGUAAUUUGGUUGAAUUAGGUUGGUUGGUUUACAUUAUUUUUCUUGAUUAUUUCACAUUUCACAUACAGAAAAGUAUACUUACUAAAAUUACACAAGUAAUUUUGACUCUAUGGAUGAAGAAAUAUGGAAAAUAUUGUUAGUGUGGUAUCUCAUAUUCAUGAUCCAUGAGUCAAGGGAAUGAAUCACGACAUGACAUGCAACACACCCUUCAUGACGUUUCACAGCAAGUUUGCCGACUAUGCUAAAAUUAAUCAAAUCACUCUAAAGUUUGUGAAGUUCACUAUUCAUGAGAGUAAGGAUACUUUUCUAUGUGACUAAUAUGGCUCAUCAAAAUGUUUAGCGUGUUGAUAGAAAGGAUGAGGACAUAAUCUUCAAGAAGUGUGUGGAAUCCCUAUUAGAGUGGCAAAGUAUAAUGAGAGAGAGUUUGAUGUGGCAUGAUGAGUGUCACACAUGGACAGGAUAUUCUGUGAACCAUACACUUCAUUGUCUAGAUGGGUCAAAUAAUUUCCUAUAUAUGUGAGGCAUUACAGAUAAUAGUAAUGAUGAUUAAAUAGAUUUGAUUGGUCUUGUAUUUAUAAUGUUCUCUGUUCUGCAUACCCAUCCCUUAGGAAAGUCUUUUUAUUAUUAUUAUUAUUAUUAUUAUUAUUAUUUAAUUAUGUACUACUUUACCAUGUUCAGGUUUAAGAAAUGAUGGAUGAGUGUGAUUGAAUCUCCAAAUACAUGUAAGAUCUAGAGAGCCUGCUGCUCAUUACCUGUUGAUCAAACAUGAAAUAAUUUAACCUAAUCCCAUGUGCAAAUCUCAAUAAAAUGUGAGCCUUUCAA
Scylla paramamosain (green mud crab) is the source of this 8057-nucleotide messenger RNA. Its product is annotated as mediator of RNA polymerase II transcription subunit 1-like. NCBI's taxonomy places the organism in Eukaryota, Metazoa, Arthropoda, Malacostraca, Decapoda, Portunidae. The transcript is spliced from 8 exons. The record is from RefSeq and is a predicted model, not a curated record. The coding region runs from base 45 to 2195 and encodes 716 amino acids. Gene Ontology annotation, cellular component: cytoplasmic microtubule.